AUGGUGCGGGGGAACCUUUCAGUCUCUCCGGCCAACAAUCGAGACAGAGUUGCACAGAGCCCCCAAAAAUGGGACGAAGAAGGUUUUAGAGCUCUCCGCAGGAGAAUAGUCGCCUCAGACGCUCCAGGUGUCUGUGAAGAGCAGAUGCUGCUGGCGCCCGCACCAAAGAAGCAACUGCAGAUGCUGUUGCUCCCAAAACUCAAUGAGGGGUCCUGCGGCUGCGAAUCCCGGAAGCAACAACAGGACGAUUUGACUUUGAUCCAGCAGCAGGAGCAGCAGCAGCAACAGAAAGAGCAAGAGCAACACCGACUGCAGCAACAAUGUAGUCAGCUGGUCCAGCCCGUCGUUCACCAACGGGACCCUCCACAGGAAGACCAGCAUUACCGUGACACGCAGCUUCAAAAACGGAAGCAGCAAAUUGGUAAUCAGAACCAGCAACUACAGGUUGUUCAAAACAGGCAGCAAGCGCCCAUUCUUAAUGAAGAGGAGCAGCACCGACGUCUCCUUUGUCAGGAAGAGCAGGAAAAGCGUCAUCUGACAGACUACUCAGCUCGCACAACUGGAAGUUCAGAAGCUGUGCCGUGUUGCGUGUCGACACUACCGCUACCCACAACAGCUGUAGAAGUCGCAGAAGCAACAGGGUCAACAGCAGCAGUUGCAAAUGUUGGUGUAUUGCGGAAAGCUUCGACCCGAAAGCGGCGUGUCAAGAACAAAGGAGCCCAGCAACGAAAAAUCAAGCUAGCAGCGGCUGUUGCCGAAAAUUCCUUAAGUUCUCCUAGUCGUAAUGCAGCAGAGGCAGAACUGACAGACACAGAGGCAACGGAACCCCGCCCAGAAACGACAGCAGCGGCAAAUGCUCCUUACUGUGGGGCAAAGCACGACGAGAUGCUGCAGCAAGAUGCUCCCGUGCAAGUGAAGCCUCGAAAAAGGUAUAAAGGCAAGGCAGCUCCUGCAGUUAAGCGCAGCACGCAACAACAGCGACUGCAGCGGAUACAGCAAAAAGAGCAACUGAUGCAGCAGCCUAAUUUUUGGCAUUCUCCUGCUAAGCAGCAGAAAAGACGUCUGCAAGAGCUGCAGCAGGAACUGCAGCGACAGCGGCAUCAACAGACAUCUUCGCUGCCUAUCCCACAAGCAAAUGCACAGAGUCCAACAGAGUGUUUGCCGAUGCACGCACAGCCUGACUCUGCUGCUGGCAGUGCUGAUCUGUGGGUGAUGCCGGCAGCGUUGCUAGCUGCUUCUCAGGAAGGGCAGCAUCUGCAGAAGCAGCCGCAGCAGCUGCAGCAGCAGCCACAGGGACCGCCGCAGCAGCUGCAACCUCAGCCGCCGCCACAGCAGCAGCAUCGGUGGCAGGUUCGCCUGGAUCACUGCCCCAUGGCGCAUACAGCAGGAGGAUAUGAUAUACAGCGCCACCGGACUCAACAGAACAAACACGGUGUUGAAGAGACUUUAUCAAUGGUCCCUGCAGCGCAACCGCAACAAACGAAGCUGCACCAGCAAAAAGAACAGUUGAUGUCGCUGGAUGGGUUCGUCCACCCUGCUGUCGUGCACCAGGAGAAGCGGCAACAGGAGACUACUUCAUCAUUUUUCGAAGCAGGCCAUCAGGCACAAGAGCUGCAACAUGUUCUAUCUGAGCAGCUGGACCACCAGCCGCUGCAACGCUCGCCAAAGAGGCUAGAGCGACAGCCGAUGGAGCGCCGGCUUCUGUGCAUGCGACGCUGUUACUCUUAUCCGGAGCUGCCAUUCGUGUACACGCAGGAGGAGCUGGAGAAUGCAACAAUGAUAAUAUGCCGGCAGCAGCAACAGCGGUCUCCGUCGACGCAGCAGCUACCACAACGAAGCCCCUGGCAGCACCAGCAGAUGCUGCAGCAGCAACAGCAGCAGCCGCAGCCUGUUGAGUUUGGCUCGAUUAAUGCACAAGACGAAACGUGCCGCCUCGUGUACACACUCCCAGCCUUAUCGAACCCGUCACGAAAAGCGUGCGCCAGGUAUCGCUGUGAUACUCAUAAGAGCCCCACUGUUUUGACAGCGCGUAAAGAGGUGUAUGAGGCCUUGGUACCCACUAUGAGCUUCAUCCGCGGAAAAGCUGAGCAUGCGCUUCUGCAGCAGGAUGUGGAAAGGCAGGUACCUUUUACUGUUGCUGCUGCAGCUGCUCAUGAGCCUGCAGCUGUCCAUAUGCCUGGCGACCCUGCAGCCCUCGCUACUGUGCCAGUGGCCGCAGCGCCCAUCAAUGCCAGUGUUUUCCCUGAGUUUACUGCUUUGCCUUUUUCUCGUGCGCCUGAUGCCGCUGCCAAGCCCGAUAUUUCCUCGCCUGCCGCCGCCAUGCCGUCUGCUGCCAAGUCUGCAUUCGUCGCACCUGCUGCUGCUGCGUUUGCAAAGGAGAACAAGCCCUCCCCCAAGCGCUUGCCCAUGCGCAGUCAACCAGUGACAUCGAAUCUUGAAUGCAGAAGACGUGUGGCCCCUAAAACUGGUAUCUGUACGGAAGAGCUCAAAACACAACAGCAACGCUCCACGACUAACUCCAGUAGUAGUAGCAGCAUCAGUACCGGGAGCAACAAUAGCAGCAGCUUCUGGUGCAGCGUAAGGCUCGCGGACGACUUUGUUCCUUUCCAACAAAAACCUAACAAGAAAAGAAAGCAGAAGAUUACCUCGAAGGGAAGGCCUAACGCUGCAGCGGGCGCAGCAGACGCAGCAGGUGAAGCAAAAGGAAGCCCUGCAGCGGCAGCUGACUCAGCAACCACGCCUGCAGCAGCUGCUACAACAGUGACUUUGACGAAGGCGAAGGCGGCAAAAAGCGUCAACCAGCAGCGUCUGCAGCAGAAGCUAGCAGAGCAGCCGCAACUGGUGGGCCAACAGAACAGCCAAAAGCGUUCCCAGAGUUAUGAGAAGCAGGCGCUGUAUCAAGCUAACUGCCAACAACGACAGCAGCUGAAUGUGCCGUUCGAUCUGCACAAGCGGGAGCAGCAGCAAGAGGAAGAGCACCAAAAGCAGCAACAUUAUUGCCAACAAGAAAAGCAACAGCACCCGCAACAGCAACAGCAACAACACAAGCACACAAAGGACAAAAGCCAGCAACAGGAGUACGUUCAGCAUGCUCAGCAGUCAGAUGGGCCCAUUACCGAGCAGCAGCAGUGUGCCUUGGAAGAAUUGCAGCAGCGACAAAAGAAGCUAAGAUGUUCUGAGGCGCACAUAAACCAGCACCAAGGAGAAGUGCUUGCGUACCCUGAUGCUCCGCAUGCAGCUGCAGCUGCGAAGCAGCAAGCGAAGCUACGUGCUCAACGGUGCAGGAAGCAACUGCAGAAGCAAAAGCAGAGGCAGCAAAAAAAAGACCAGCAACAGCGGCAGGAACAACUGGGGGAGCAGGAUCAGCAACCGGAACAAAACCAACUGCUGCAAUCUCAAGAUGUGCAACAUCCGCAGCAACUGCACCGGCUCCAACAGCUACAGUCCCAACAACAGAUGCAACUGCAACACUUGCAAAAACAGCUUCGCCUGCAGCAAGAGCAACAAAAAGAGCAGCAGAUGUUGCUGCUCCAACAGCAACAGCAACUCCUCCAGCAACCAGCGUCAGCCCCUGACCUGUGCUUCAACCUCCCAAAACCGUCGGGCUGGAUGCUCCAACAGCGGCCCUCAUCACAGCAGCAGCAGCAGAUGCAAGAGCAACUGCAGCAAGGGCAAGCGCAAAAUUCUGCGCGCCUGGAAGAUGACGCUUUGCAAGUGCACCUGACGCCUCCACUAUUACCUGAUAGCCAAUACGCUCAGCAAUAUUUGCUGCUUCAGCAGCAACUGCAGCAGCGGCAGCUGCAGCAGCAGCAAAAGGUCCUGGCUCAGUCUCACCAGCGUUUAGAGAUGCUCUCGCACGCACUGCAUCAGCUACAGUCUUCGCAGCCGCAAGAAGAGAUGCAACAUGAAGCAAUAACCGUUGCAACCAAAGUUGCAGGACAUCUUACCAAGCCGCUGAAUCCUGGGCUAUCAAUGGUAGCAUUAGACGCAGCUCCAGCAGAGGCAGCAAAGACUGGUACGAAGCAGCAACUGCUGGAGGUUUGA
This is a messenger RNA of Eimeria necatrix, 4044 nucleotides long. RefSeq lists its product as hypothetical. The record is from RefSeq and is a predicted model, not a curated record. The transcript has a single exon. Lineage: Eukaryota; Apicomplexa; Conoidasida; Eucoccidiorida; Eimeriidae. Gene Ontology annotation, molecular function: protein binding. The coding region runs from base 1 to 4044 and encodes 1347 amino acids.